UAGUUUAUGAAAGUUCAAAUAUAAAUACAAUCAAAUUAAUCUAUGCGAAUCGCUUUUCUACAAGCACAGUAUAUAUUUUAACUAAGUUAACUUUGUAGUGUCCUAAUGCAGUUAUCGAAAUAUUUGUGAUCCGUGAUAAGUGUAAUAAACGAAAUGUGUCAAUGAAAAAGUUAUUUAAUAAAGACAGUUGGGUGUAAUAACAUUACUUAUCUGGAGUUAAAGUUAUCUGGAGUUAAAGGUUGGUACGAUAACAAACAAAUUGUGUUGUGUGUGUGUAUACUGUAUAUCAUGUCUGCGUAACAAUACAAGUCCCCACAGUGGUUUAGAAUAAUUGUACUUUUUAGUUCCCGACAAGUAACACAAGAAAAAAAGAUUGAGAGUAACCAAAGAAUAUAAAAUGAGUUUACGAAGGCAAAGAGUGGAUCCUGACAUACAAAAUGGAAUCGUCGCACAAGAAGAAAAAACAAAGAGUCCCGAGUUUGUGCACCGAGAGUCGCCAUUAACAGUUCUCAUUGAACAUUCCCUGCACAUAAGGGCAAUAUAUCACAUAUUUGUUGUCAUUCUACUGGUACUGCUCUGUGACACCGUGAUAUAUGAUCUUAUCGAGCGCGGAAAAAUAAACAUCGGUGUGACGUCAGUGGUAUAUGGGUUCGGUGACAUCAGACGCGGCGCCAAACUAUGGUUGUUCGAGCUAACGGUCGCCCUUGCCUUUUAUCCCGGGUUGAAGAUUUAUGCCGGGGUACGAAAGCUUAUCAGGGAAUACACAGGAUUAUGCAGAGCAUGGUCCAUAGUAGGAGUAUUAAGCGUAAUCGGACUGGAAACAACACUAGUGGCUGUUCCGGUGUUUGAUCUAGCUAAUAAGCAUUUAGCACUAGCAUCGUCAGUGAUUGUCACCUGUGAAAUGUUUCGUUUCGUUAUGAAAAUUUGCGCUGUUGCUGUUGCUUGUAAGAACCGGUUACACGAUGGAAGUACAAAAAUACCCUCAUUUUCACACUAUCUAUACUUCCUAUUCGCACCUACGCUUAUCUACAGGGAUGAGUACCCCAGAACCAAGAGAAUUAGGUGGGGUGUAGUAGUUUUCCAUUUUUUGGAAGUAACUGCUAUAAUAUUUUACAACAGUUUCCUAUGGGAGCGUUUCAUAUUACCUUAUUGGUCAGAUUAUGGAAAGGAAGCUAAGGUGGAGGCUGGUACUGUUGUACGCGGUAUGUUUGCAUGUGUACUGCCCGGUGUUAUAUCCUUCCUAUGCGGUUUUUACUGCCUGCUACAUGCAUGGCACAAUGCUUUUGCAGAGAUGCUGAAAUUUGGAGAUCGUCUUUUUUAUGAAGACUGGUGGACCACUUCCCGCUUCUCUAGUUACUACCGAGCCUGGAAUCGGAUAGUACAUGCUUGGUUCCGCGACCACAUAUAUCGUGUACUAGCCCCGCGUAUUGGUCGAGUUUUGUCUACCCUAAUAGUAUUUUUAUUAUCAGCUGCAGCACAUGAAGUGAUAUUAGCCCUCUCUUUCGGUUUCUUUUAUCCGGUACUGAUGAUCGAGUUCGGAGUAUUCGGUCUUUUGAUGUUGCCCUUAACGGCCACAAGUGGAGUUCGCUUUCCUAAAGCAUUGAACCUUCUAAUGUGGCUAUCAUUUUUUAUAGGGAAUGGUCUCUUAUGGAGCUUAUAUGCAAUGGAGUAUUUUUCAAGAAAAAACUGCCCAAAAUAUGAUACAGACAGCUUCUUCGUACCAAAGUCAUGGUCUUGUCCAGAAAUCGUAUUAAAACCAAAUUGGACAUUUCAAAAUCCAUUCGUCAUAAUUUAUUGAUGUAGUUUGAAAUCAAAAAAGAUCUUUUUUUAUUUCCAAUAAUAAUAUAUUUCUUAACACUUGUUUUUAAUGUUAACUAUUCUUGGAUCUAAUUUGAUUUAAGGUUUUAAUGUGGUAUACGUUUACAUUUUUAUAUUCAUUGUUAUGACUGAAUUUUAUCAUAUUUGAAUAAAUAUUUCGUUAUAUUA
Messenger RNA from Nymphalis io (European peacock), 1986 nucleotides. RefSeq names its product sterol O-acyltransferase 2-like. The record is from RefSeq and is a predicted model, not a curated record. Gene Ontology annotation, cellular component: endoplasmic reticulum membrane. Gene Ontology annotation, biological process: cholesterol metabolic process. The transcript is spliced from 10 exons. NCBI's taxonomy places the organism in Eukaryota, Metazoa, Arthropoda, Insecta, Lepidoptera, Nymphalidae. Bases 398 to 1798 code for a protein of 466 amino acids.